Molecule: messenger RNA, 2538 nt
Organism: Scheffersomyces coipomensis
Lineage: Eukaryota; Fungi; Ascomycota; Pichiomycetes; Serinales; Debaryomycetaceae
Product: RNA-binding ribosome biosynthesis protein
Exons: 1
Coding region: 1-2538 (845 amino acids)
Molecular function (GO): mRNA binding
Source: RefSeq, a predicted model, not a curated record
AUGUCUAGAUUGAUUGUUAGAGGGCUUCCGCAGUACUUGACUGAGGAUAAGUUGAAGGAUCAUUUUUCAAAACAAGGAAAUGUUACCGAUGUUAAAUUAAUGAAAAAGAGAAAUGGAGAAUCAAGAAGAUUUGCAUUCAUUGGAUACAGAUCAAUGGAUGAUGCUGAAAAGGCAGUCAGAUUUUUUAACAAGUCGUUCAUUGAUACAUCUAGAAUAGAUGUAGAGUUGGCUAAAACAUUUUCUGAUCCAAAUGUCCCAUUAUCGUUUAAAGAAAAGAGGAAAUUGGAUGAAAUAAGGUUGAGAGAACAAGAAGAAAGAUUGGUACAAGAAGAAGAGGACCGUAAAACAAAAAGAACCAAAACACAUAAGUCAACCCUUGCGGAUGAAAUAGAUAAAAAUGAAAAAUUAAAAGAAUUUAUUGAAGUUAUGAAACCUUCGAGUCAAGUAAAGUCCUGGGCUAAUGAUACCAUAGCAGAUGGUAAAGGAGGUCCAUCAGCUAAAGACUUAGAAGAAGCUUUGGCAAGACAAGAUGGUGGUAUUGAAUCAAGUACUAUCACUGAUAGUGCGUUUGAAACUGCUAAGGCUGUCGAAGCUGAAAGUGAUGAUGAAUAUGAAGCCUUUGGCAAGAAUGGAGAUGAUGAAGCUAGUGAUGAUGAACAAAUGGUUAGUUUGAAAGACUUGGAAACUGAUUCCAAAGAAGUUCAAGAGCCAAGCAUUCAUAAUGAUGCCAAUGCUUCAGAUCUUGAUUGGUUGAAAUCAAGACGUGUGUAUAUGAGAGACAAUGCAGAAAAUCAAGGAAAAUCUGUUGAAGAAGAAGCAAAAGAAGAGACAUCAUCAAAAGUUAUACAGAAGAAAGAAAAAUCAUCAACUCCAAUUGUGGAAGAAACUUCAGAAGAAAAGAUUUCUAAAAAGAUUUCUGAAACUGGUCGUCUUUUUAUCAGAAACAUUUCUUAUGAAUCUACGGAACAAGAUUUCCGAGGUUUAUUUGAAAAAUAUGGAGAUCUUGAGGAAGUACAUAUAGCUAUCGAUACACGUACUGGUAAAUCCAAAGGUUUCGUGUAUGUUCAAUUUUCUAACAAUGAUGAUGCUUUAUCAGCUUAUAACUCUUUAGAUAAGGAAAUCUUUCAAGGUCGUUUGUUACAUAUUUUGGGUGCCGAUAAUAAAAAAGAUCAUAGAAUGGAUGAAUUUCAAUUAAAAAAUUUACCAUUAAAAAAACAACGUGAAUUGAAAAGAAAAGAUCAAGCUUCCAAAAGUCAAUUCAGUUGGAACUCAUUAUAUAUGAACACUGAUGCUGUUUUGGAUUCGGUUGCUUCUUCUAUGGGGAUAUCUAAAUCACAGUUAAUAGAUCCUCAAAAUUCAAACUCUGCUGUUAAACAAGCAUUAGCAGAAGCCCAUGUUAUUGGUAACGUGAGAAAGUUUUUUGAAGAAAGAGGUAUUGACUUGACAUCGUUCGAUAAGAAAGAAAGAGACGAUAAGAUAAUAUUGAUCAAGAAUUUUCCGUUUGGAACUACUGUUGAAGAAAUAGGAGAAAUGUUUUCUCAAUACGGCCAAUUGAAAAGAAUAAUAAUGCCUCCCUCGGGUACUAUCGCUAUCGUUGAAUUCCGUGAUAUCCCAAAUGCUAGAUCCGCAUUCACAAAGUUAGCUUACAGAAGAUUCAAAAAGAGUAUAUUAUAUUUGGAAAAGGGUCCUAAAGAAUUGUUUAUCCGUGAACCAACUGAAAAUGAAAGUGUCGGUUCCGAAGUCACUACCGAAAAGCCUGCUGUGGAAGCAAAAGUUACUGCUAAAGAUAUUAUGGAAACUUCAGCUACAAAUGAAGAAGAAAAUGAUGAAACCACUACUGAUGGUCCUACUGUUUCUGUCUUUGUCAAGAACUUGAACUUUACUUCUACUUCUCAACAAUUAACUGAAGUAUUUGCAUCAUUGCCCGGUUUUGUGGUUGCCACAGUUAAAACUAAACCAGAUCCAAAGAAUGCUGGUGGUGUAUUAAGUAUGGGUUUUGGAUUCGUUGAAUUUAAGACCAAGGAGCAAGCCAAUAUUGCUAUUUCAACUUUAGAUGGUAAUGUAUUGGAUGGACACAAGUUACAAUUGAAAUUAUCUAACAGACAAUCAUCUACUAACAACAGUUCCAAAGUCGAUAAGGCAAAGAAAUCAACCAAAAUUAUUAUCAAGAAUUUACCAUUCGAAGCUUCCAGAAAAGAUCUUUUGGAAUUAUUUGGUGCUUUCGGUCAAUUAAAGUCCUGUAGAGUUCCUAAGAAAUUUGACAAAUCUGCUAGAGGUUUUGCCUUUGUUGAAUUUAACUUAUUAAAGGAAGCAGAAAAUGCCAUUGAUCAAUUAUCUGGUGUACAUUUAUUAGGUAGAAGAUUAGUUAUGCAAUAUGCAGAACAAGAAUCCGAUGAUGUUGAAGCUGAAAUAGAAAAGAUGACAAAGAAAGCUAGAAAACAAAUGGCUACAAGGGACAUAGCGGCUGCUAGAUUGUCAGGAAAAGGUAAAAUAGAUUUAGAAGGUAAAGAAGAUCAAGAUUUUGAGUCUUUAACUUAG